AUGGCGUGCAAGAAGCGAUAUAUCCUGGCAGCGAAUAUCGCUGAGACUGACGGCAUUGACAUAGAGCUUGCCCGAUUCGUAGAGGUACGCUCAGACGAGCCCGGAGCUGAAACCCAUUCAGCCAAGAACCGUGAGCCGGACGAACUAGACGUGUCCAAGCGGAGCUCUACUGACACAAAUGACAGUGAAGACGAUUCCAAGCGUAGUUCCAGUGACGAGAGUGACGAAGAGGAGGAUAUCGAGUCCUGUGCAAACAACUUAAUCUCAGGAUCAACUGGUAUCGACACUCAAGAUAAUCAACAGGCCAUUUCGAGGACAAAGGAGAAUCGACAGAGCAGCUCACCCGUUAAAGAUAAACCGCAAGGUGCACAGGAGAGGUUGGUACCAACAAAGAAUCCACCAGAAACUCUCGAACGACCAGUUGAAGUGCAUCCGGAAUCAUCAAACGAUCGGAUGGAGCGUAUGGAAAAAGUUUUAGCAGACAUGAGUACGGCAAUAACACGAUUGCAUUCUUACGACUUGCCAUCGUCAUCGCGUUUUCGGACUGAAACAACGUGGAAUUUCCCACGCACAUCGAUCUGUACCGAAGCAACUCCAACAACUAUUCGUUGGGAUAAUAUCAAACCGUUCCCUUGUGGUGUUCCCGCAAAUAAAAUGUGGGAGGAGUGGAACCGAUAUAUUGACAAUUUUGAGAUUGCCGCCUCCUUGAGCAACGCCAACGACCCCUCCAGGAGGACGCAACUACUGUACCUGUCUAUGGGACCCGACUUGCAAGAGAUCGUUCGUGCAGCCAAAUUAUGCCCUCCAAGAUUGGAGGACGGAAAUUGCUACAAACUUUUCAUAACAAACAUAACCGAUUAUUUCCGCGCCAUGACAGAUACGGCGGCCGAACAUGAGGCGUUUUCGCGCAUGAAGCAGAAUGCUGGCGAGUCCGCAGUUGCUUUCCACGCACGCCUCAUGUGCAAGAUGAGAUUGUGCAAUUAUAGCCCUGAAGAUCAGGACCGUUUCGUGCGGGCACAGCUUCUGAAAGGGUUGAGGAACAAGGAAAUUGUUAAAAUAGCCAGAACGUAUGGACAUGAAGCGAACUUCAUAGUACAAGCUGCAACGCGCGACGAAGCAUAUGAAGCGGAAACUUCCACUGCAGAAGCAAAUAUAUUCGAAGUAACCAACCGAAACACCUCGACCCGAACCGCAAACCAUGAAUGCAACAGGAAGCGCAGGAGUUUGAGUGAACGUUAUAGUACAACACUCACGAAAAGUCGCCAGCAAAACUAUGGACAAGGUCGACGCUCUCGUUGUACGAAAUGUAAUUUGAUGAGUCACAGGCACGGCAUUUGUCCGGCUCUUCAGAAGAAUUGCAGCAAUUGUCAUAAGAGUGGUCACUUUGCGGCGGCAUGCCGGAAUAGACGCGUACGUGCUAUCCAAUUUAAGCAAGACGAUCUAGAGAGUGAACUUUCCGAGGUUGAGACACAGGAAGUAACUCAACAGGGUGUUAAUGUACUCUCUUUGGAUGACGUCUUGAUAGAAUGUAGUUUGGGAUCAUCGAGCUCGAUCCAGUUUUUAAUUGACUCUGGCGCUGACGUGAAUAUCGUUUGCGGACAGGAUUGGGAAUGCUUGAAGCGUGAGCUUAACUCAGGCAAAGCGAAGAUUAAGAUGGUUGAAAUGCCCAGCAGGGGGAUACACGCGUAUGGUUCUACAGACCCAAUGAUUGUCGAAUGCUCGUUCAAAGCCAAAAUAUCUGUAAUGAACGCUAUCAAACCAUCAGUUAAGGCUACGUUCUAUGUUAUAUGCAAAGGUCGUAGGUCGCUCUUAGGCCGUUCAACAGCGAAUGAUUUAAGAAUACUACAGGUUGGGUCAGGUGUCAAUAAUUUCGAAAUCUUAGAUGACAACAACGAGAACAACAAGUUUCCAAAAAUGCCUGGAGUCACGGUCAAGUUUAGUGUAAAUAAAGCGAUCGCCCCGGUAAAAAACGCGUACUAUAAUGUACCAGCUGCAUACAGGGAAGCAGCUCGACAAAGGCUACAUGAGAUGGAAUCGCGUGGAAUAAUCGAGAGAGUUACCUCGGCGCCCAGCUGGAUCAGCGGAAUGUCUGCUGUUCCGCAAGGAAAAAACGAUUUCAGGCUCGUGGUGAACAUGAGGGCUCCAAACAGAGCUAUUAAUCGAGAGUAUUUUCGUCUUCCGCUUGUCGAGGAAAUGAAGGUUAAACUCUAUGGAGCCAAGUUUUUCUCGAAACUUGAUCUCAGUAACGCGUUUCGCCACCUUGAACUUUCAAAGGAAUCUAGGGACUUAACAACAUUUUUAACGGAAGAUGGGAUGUACAGGUUUACCCGCCUGAUGUUCGGAGUGAACUGUGCUCCUGAGGCAUUUCAACGCGAGAUGAUGCGUAUAUUGAAGGACGUAGGCAAUAUCAUCGUCUACAUAGACGACAUUCUAAUAUUCGCACAGACACUGGAAGAGCUUCAUAAAUCUGUGGCAAAGGUGCUUAAAAUCCUGAAAGAAACUCUCAACACCGGGAAAUGUGAGUUCGACAAAACUAGAAUUAAGUUCCUAGGUCACGAGCUAGACGCUGAAGGUUUCCAUAUAGAGGACGAAAAGAUCAGCAGCAUCUGUAACUUUCGAGAACCAUCCACUCUUUCGGAGCUGAGAAGCUUUCUGGGACUGGCUUCGUUUGUCAGUCCAUACUUACAGAACUUUGCAAACAAUUCGAGCGCUCUGUGGGCCGCUACAACAUCAAAAACAUGGUCUUGGGGACAGAAAAAAAAGAAAGCAUUCAAUCUGAUUCGACAGCAAAUCGUAGAAUGCACAAUUGCCCUAGGUUAUUUUUCUGAGAAAGACAGAACGAUUCUUUAUACCGAUGCAUCACCGGUAGCCUUGGGAGCCGUAUUAAUACAAGAAAGUAACAAACACUCUCCACGAAUAAUCAGCUUCGCUUCAAAAACCUUGACUACGACUGAGCGGAAAUAUCCCCAGGAUCAGCGCGAAGCACUAAGUGCAGUAUGGGCCGUAGAACAUUUUUCAUUUUUUCUGCUCGGUAGGAAUUUCACUCUACGUACAGACGCGCAAGGCGUGGCGUUCAUUUUAAAUCGGUCUAGAGAAGAUUCGAAACGGGCACUAACCCGAGCCGACGGAUGGGCGCUUCGUUUGAGCCCGUAUAAUUACGAUGUAGAAUAUGUUCGUGGGAGAGACAAUAUUGCAGACUCCUCCUCAAGGCUGUACUGUGGCGAAGAUGCUCCAUUUGAUGAGGAUGCAAGCCCGUGGGAGAUCGCGCACCUACAGGCGAACAGAGUAGAAUUCCUCACAGAACAGGACAUCAGAGAGGCCACCGCAACUGACGAAAUGCUUCAAAACGUGUCGAAUGCUUUAUCUUCAGGAAACUGGUCUAAAGAUGUGAGAAGGUAUCAGGCGGUAGAGAAGGACUUGACAGUAGAAGAUGGCAUUUUAAUCAAGACAGGAUGUGCUGUGAUACCUAAAUCACUCCGAACAAAGGCUUUGGAAGUUGCUCAUAUAGGUCACCCUUCAACAGCCAAAAUGGAGAGCAUCGUAAGGCAGCGUAUAUGGUGGCCCGGAAUCUCGAAAGACGUAGAAAAAUGGGUUGAAGGAUGUAGAACGUGUGCCAUCAACGGAAAACCAGAAAAACGAACCCCGAUGGAACGAAUUUUUAUACCUAAAACUGUUUGGGAAACAAUAGCCAUGGACUUUAAUGGUCCUUACGUCAAGUUCGGUGGUAUUUUAAUCCUAGUAAUUGUGGAUUAUCGGUCUAGGUACGUUUUUGCCAGACCUGUGAAGUCUACCAGUUUCGAGUAUACCAGGAAGGUACUUGAGGAGAUUUUCGAGAAAGAAGGUUAUCCUAAGUGCAUAAAAACCGAUAAUGGACCACCAUUCAGUGGGGACGAUUAUAAAACUUUCUGCGCCCAGCGAGGAAUCAACACGAUCUACUCUACUCCUUUAUUCCCGCAACAAAACGGGUUGGUAGAAUCGUGUAUGAAAAUUAUCAAUAAAGCAAUGAUAGCAGCAUCAAUCGAAAAUACGAACUACAUAAAAGAAUUACAACGAGCAAUCAAUGCGUAUAACGCUGCGGUGCAUAGCGUAACUAAGGUGCCACCGGAGGAAAUCAUGCUUGGUCGAAGAGUAAAACGUAGUCUUCCUCUUCUACGGCACAGAAAAGCAUCGUUUGACGAAGAUAUUUUGGAGAAAUCUGACCGGGAAUCAAAGCUUUCGAGUAAACUUCGCGAAGACGCCAGACGUGGCGCACGAAAAUGCAAGGUAAAGCCCGAAGAUAUGGUCAUUAUUGAGCGACACACACGUGCAAAAGGCGAUUCUCGUUUCAAUCCAAUACAUUAUAAAGUGAUGGAUGAAAAAAACGGCAACUUAACUCUGAACGAUGAUGACGGACAUGUGUUAAAACGGCAUGUCUCCCAGACUAGAAAGAUAUCCGUUUGGCGCAGCAGCAGCAAAUCCGAAGACACCGGUCAACCUCGCCAGACUUUCACAGAACCGGUCAAGAUCACAGACAUGACAGAGACCGCAACGACAUCGCGAGCGCUCCGUAAGAGAAAGGCUCCUUCAUAUAUGAAUUAG
This is a messenger RNA of Wyeomyia smithii (pitcher-plant mosquito), 4578 nucleotides long. RefSeq lists its product as uncharacterized. Bases 1 to 4578 code for a protein of 1525 amino acids. The transcript is spliced from 2 exons. Gene Ontology annotation, biological process: DNA integration; proteolysis. NCBI's taxonomy places the organism in Eukaryota, Metazoa, Arthropoda, Insecta, Diptera, Culicidae. The record is from RefSeq and is a predicted model, not a curated record. Gene Ontology annotation, molecular function: zinc ion binding; nucleic acid binding; aspartic-type endopeptidase activity.